Mytilus trossulus (common blue mussel) is the source of this 1845-nucleotide messenger RNA. RefSeq names its product von Willebrand factor A domain-containing protein 2-like. The record is from RefSeq and is a predicted model, not a curated record. The transcript has 9 exons. Gene Ontology annotation, molecular function: calcium ion binding. Lineage: Eukaryota; Metazoa; Mollusca; Bivalvia; Mytilida; Mytilidae. The coding region runs from base 1 to 1845 and encodes 614 amino acids.
AUGGAGGUGUCUGCUCAGAUUUAUUCAAUGCCUAUAACUGUUCCUGUUUUUCUGGCUAUGCAGGAAAUAAUUGUCAAACAGAUGGCAAGUUUUUUUGUUAGUGGGAUCACAAGGAACAACCAGUUUCAUUGUCAACCGAAUGAUAGCCUAGAGGAAUACAUGAGUAAUGCUUUAAAUGAGAUUAUGGUAAUUACGGCGAUGGAAUUAUCGAACGCACACUAUGCUGAAGUAGAAGCUCCAUGGAAAAUACAACGACAUGAAGCUCAUUCGUUUCUUACAUCUCCAACUAGAAAUAGAAGAAGUGAUCCCGCUUGCAAUACAAAUGAGCUUUAUUGUGAAAAUAACAAAGACAGCUGUAUGGAGCACAAUGAGCAAUCACGGGAGUAUUAUUGUAACCAGGGUCAUACUUGUACUUCUACACAAGCUUGUUACCUAUCUACACCCUGUCCAGCACAUUACACAUUAGGAUGUUCAAACGAUCAGUGCCUCUCUUUUCCUUGCCAUAACGGAGCCACAUGUAAUGAUACUAGUACUAGCUACACUUGUCAAUGUGUGCCAGGAUGGGAUCCAGCCAGUAAUUGCAAGACAGAUUAUAACGAAUGCCAGGUUGUUCCUUGUUUAAAUGGAGGGUCGUGUAACAAUCUAUUCAAUAAUUUCACGUGCGACUGUUCCGGCAGAUAUGAAGGACGUGUGUGUGAAAAAGACUGUAGACCAGGUCCUGCAGACAUUGUAUUUGUAGUUGAUACGUCUGCCAGUUUGCAAAAUGAUGUGAUCAAAAGCAUCGACUUUAUCAAUAGAUUUAUCAGCAAAGUUCCUAUUGGUCGAAAUGAUUUCCAAAUUGGUGUCAUAGCCUAUAACGUUAAUUCCUCAGUACUAUUUGAUCUCGAUGAUUACACAUCGGCUCCUGUUAUGAAUGCUGUUUUGAAGACAAUCAAGGGCAAAGAAGCCGCAACGUACACAUCCAUCGCCUUACAAAAAGCUCGCCAGAUGCUUACUAGUUAUUCUACGGGAUCACGUCGAACAAGAAGCUACAUUGUUCUACUGCAUGACGGCCUAUCAACAGACAGAAACGAGGCUUUUGACGAGGCAAAAAUCAUCAUUGCAAUGGGUAUACGUAUUUUAUCAGUCGGAAUCGGACAGUCAAUUGCACAUAAAGAGAUGUUGGAGAUAUCAAACAGACAGUACUAUACAUAUAGUCCGCAACAUUUAGAUGAUAUGUAUAAUCAAAUUCUAAAAGAAACACUUCAUCCUGAGUGUGCAGAUUGCAUAUUGGAAGAAGAAACACAAAUAGUCAUACUUCUCGACAAUAAUAAUAACCAAACUAUAGACAAUUACAACGACCGUCGUGCAGCUACACGUAAUGUAAUAGACAAAGUAUUAACGUUUAAUUCAAAUGCUAAAAUUGGCAUGUACUCAUAUUCUGAAGAACCAAACUUAGUGUUUUCCUUGUCGUGGUCUGCAGACAAAGACAAACGUAUCGCAGCAGCAUUACAAAUUAACGUUGACAACUAUAUAUCAACAUCAAAUACCAGCCGUGCCUUGCAACAUGUGAGAUUAAAUAAACAGUUUACAGCAUUUAGAAAAAUCGUGGUAAUUAUCUCCAAUGGAAAGUGGACAGAUAUGGAUAAAAUAAAGAAUGAAGUUUUGUAUUCUAAACAAGAUGGUAUAGAAGUUGUUGGCGUAAUUUCUGGGGAGGACAGUGUGAUGGAAAAUUAUCAGGCAGUUUUGAUUGAUCCUAGUCAAGUAUUCUAUACCGAAGAUGAUAAUUUCAAAGCAUUAGAGGCGCUCGCUGCAAUGACAAAGUAUUAUUCUUGUGAUGAUAAUAUCUUCAAUAUACGACAAUAA